CUUCAUCAACGUUUACAAUACCAGGUGACUUUUCUAGAGUCACCACAAAUGCUGCAGCUAAUUCUACUGGUCUACCAUCCACAGUGACACCAAGCAACUCCACAGUCACUAAGGGUACCCAUUCGGCUGCAGCCCUCCCCAGUUACACCUCUUCGAUCAACCCCACCACAUUUCCCAUAAGUACUGCUCUGACAUCCCCCAUGGUGAAGCAGGACAGUCCUACAACGACCUUCAACACCAUUCAGCGUACUACAGAGCUGAAUUAUAAUUUUACCAACACUUCUACUAUAUCAUCUAAUCCAGAAGGUACCAAUGAAGAGAAAACCAACAAAGGAGGAGUAAUAUUUGGUGUCACAGUAGGAGCCAUUCUGGGAUCUAUAUUAAUUGGUCUGAUUGGAUAUUUUAUAUGUGGUAAGAAAAGAUCUGAAUCAUUUUCCCACAGACGGCUUUAUGAUGAUACAAGAAAUGACCCAGUUCUCCACUUAGACAACUCGCUUGGACCGUAUGAUACAAGCUUUGGAAGUGCACUUGGGGACCAAACCAGCACAGCAGACAAGGCAGAGGGAGACAACGCAGGGUGCCCAGGUGAUGGCAUUCCUAUGGCUGACAUGACACCAUCCCAUCCUGCACCAUAAUGUUUGCUUUGGGUUAUAUUCCCACUUGUUACCAUGAGAUACACUGACACUUAAC
This is a messenger RNA of Cygnus olor (mute swan), 690 nucleotides long. It is a transcript of the gene MUC15, whose product is annotated as mucin 15, cell surface associated. The transcript has 3 exons. The record is from RefSeq and is a predicted model, not a curated record. NCBI's taxonomy places the organism in Eukaryota, Metazoa, Chordata, Aves, Anseriformes, Anatidae. Bases 201 to 635 code for a protein of 144 amino acids.